Messenger RNA from Saccostrea cuccullata (small rock oyster), 811 nucleotides. RefSeq names its product complement C1q-like protein 3. Gene Ontology annotation, molecular function: protein binding. The record is from RefSeq and is a predicted model, not a curated record. Bases 48 to 698 code for a protein of 216 amino acids. The transcript has 2 exons. Lineage: Eukaryota; Metazoa; Mollusca; Bivalvia; Ostreida; Ostreidae.
GCAUUUUACCAAGGAAUUGUCAAUCGCUGAUAAGGAGAACUUUGAUCAUGAAGACUUUUCUCCUUAUUAUAUCGUGGAUAUCCAUUUGUUUCUCCUCUCCAAUCAAUUUGGAAACACGCUUGAAAAGUUUAGAAGAAAGUGACAAGAAGCAUGAACUUGAAAAUUUGUACUUGAAAGAAGCUGUUUCAGUUUUGCAGAAUGAAAACGCAAUAUUAUCAUAUAAAGUUAACAAUCCUGUGCUUAAGAACUCUUAUCAAGAUUUCAGAAAGGACAAGAGAUUGAUCCAUCACGGUUCGGCUAUAGAAGGAAUUGGUUUCUAUGCCUACAUGUCCAGUGACGAGCCGGAUCCGCGAGGUCAUCACACUCUGGUUUACGACGUGACGCAGACGAAUUAUGGAAAUGGAUACAACAAAGAUACCGGUGUAUUUACUGCUCCCAUGGGCGGACUAUAUUCCUUUACAUGGUCUACAAGAGUAGAAUGUCAUCUUGCACAUACUACAGAUCUCGUUAUAAAUGCAAAAAUCAUGGGAAGUACUUACGCCUACUGCGGAUUUAACACCGUUACCGGUCACGUGGUAGCAGCUGUAAACCAGGGUGACGUUGUUUUUAUGCGCACGCAUUCCACAUCUCCAGGUCAAGGUGCAAUUAAAAGUAAUGAAUUCGGAAGGUCUGCCUUUUCUGGAUUUUUAAUUAAAUAAAAAAAGAAGCAUUACUUGUCUUCAAAAACUUUGCUGUAUGUCUGUGUGAAAAUAUUGAAAGGGUUACAAAAGCAUGAUCUGAAAUGAAUAAUUUAGCAAUGAAUGCAUCUAUU